Molecule: messenger RNA, 3237 nt
Organism: Suillus subalutaceus
Lineage: Eukaryota; Fungi; Basidiomycota; Agaricomycetes; Boletales; Suillaceae
Exons: 3
Coding region: 1-3237 (1078 amino acids)
Molecular function (GO): mRNA binding
Source: RefSeq, a predicted model, not a curated record
AUGUAUAACACAUCCAAUAAUUUCCAUCUCCUCCCGGAGUACCUUCCAGACGACAUCUCCCUUAAGCAGGGUCUCGCAGGGAGUAAGUCUCCAAACGACUUUGGCGCUGGGUCGUUAAGGUCGUCUUUGAGCGCUUAUAAUGGAAUCAGCGGUGGCAACGCUUCCAGUACUGGUGCCACCGGCUCAUAUCGCCUUCGUCAACCAGACAGUCUCCCCUCACAAUCUUAUUCAAACACGAACGAGAUAUUUGGGUCCCAUCAGCCCUUAAAUUUGCAGCACCAACUCUCUCAGCAAUCUCAGCAGAGUGCUUCUAGGUCUGCCGCAUUCGAGUCACGUAGCGGGUAUGACUUCGGAACCAGCUCUCCGCUAGGAGGCGUAAAGGUUCCUCAACAAUUUUCUUCCUUGGACCCGUUCCUCCAAGCGCAUUCCUCCAAGGGCCAACAACAAUCACAGGUCCACGACGCUUAUCAUCCAUUGUCGCACAGUAACUCCGGUUCUCAGAUGCCUUACCUGAAUGGCAUGCACCUCCAAAGCCAGACGCCUUACGGUCCCCACUUACAGUCUAACGGUGGCGCUGCAGGAGUGCCAGCAAGCAAUGCAAGGCCCAUGGGUAGCGUUGGGCAGAUGAAUUUAAACGUCGAGUCGCAGAGUGUCAAUAGUGGACUGCCAGAAGAGAUCUCGACCAUUUUUGUGGUUGGAUUUCCUGAUGAUAUGCAGGAGCGUGAGUUCCAGAAUAUGUUUACGUUCUCUUCCGGCUUUGAAGCUGCGACCCUCAAGAUCCCAAACAAAGAGUAUACAGCAUACGGGUCGGUCGGUGGAACGACUUCGACUACUCCAUCUGGUCUCCCUCUUCGUGGAGGUGCCUAUGCCGGUUAUUUAGGCGCCGGUUCUAAUGAUCCUUACAAUAUCGUCACCGUCAAUCAAGGAGGGGUUGUGAUCGACAAUGGACGAGAUGGCCCAACGACCUCCUGGCCACCCCUUGCCAUGCCGCUAGACGAGCCUUCGCACUUCCAAGUGGGCCAAGGACUAGGUGGCCAGCCACCCCGAAAGCAGAUCAUAGGCUUUGCCAAGUUUCGCACUCGUCAGGAGGCGCUUGAGGCAAGAGACCUGCUUCAAGGCCGCCGCGUCGACAUCGAGAAAGGUGCAAUCCUGAAAGCCGAAAUGGCGAAGAAGAACUUGCAUACCAAGCGAGGUGUUGGCAUGGGUGCUACGACAUCUGGAGGUGGCGGAAGUGUUUCUCUUGGUAGUGGUAUGGGGAACAUCGGAGGCUUGAAUGGAAGCGGAAGCAUGGGCUCGCUUAGCGGUCUUGGAAGUAAUGCUGAUAUAAUCGCUAAUCUCGCCGGCCUGAGUCUCAACAACAAUCUCAAUUUGAACAAUCUGGCUGCGCUUACUGGCAACAAUUCUGAUAUUCUCUCCCCGCGCGAGAGGGAGUUAAACUCAGUGGGGCUGGGCGGGUCUGGCUGGCGCGAGGGGAGGCUCGGGGACAGCAGCGAGGAUGAGCGGGAGAACAACAUCCGUGACAGGCGCAGGGAGGCGCUUGGCCUCGGACUCGGUUUGAUGCGAGGUGCUCGUGAACGCGCUCAGGCUGAUGAAGAAGAGAGGGUCAGGCGUAGCAAGGACCUCAAGCAGUUCCAGACUGACGCUUCUCGAAUGUUGCCGGGAAAUACUCCCGCUUUUGAAGCCUUCCAUUCGGUUUCCGCCCCCACUUUAUCCCGUCAUUCUCAGAGUAGUCUCCUUUCUCCUACGGGUGGGUCGAUCUCCAUUUCUGGACUGACUGAAGGUGGAAGCAGUGGUCACAGCCCGCUUAUGGGAAAUGGAUAUGGUAACAUCAUCGCUCAGACUGGUCGGGAUGGCUCCAGCAAUAUAACUCCUGACCACAAUGGUCUUCGCGAGUCCCGCAGUAUCGGACCUUGGGAUGCGCCUUCUCCGCGUGAGAGGGAGGCAUCCGGUAUUCCGCAAACCCUUUCGUCACUGUAUGCAGCUCGGAAGUCCUCUAUGAUGCCAGUUCGACCUCCAUCCCCUCAGGACGAGUCUCCCCCUCUUUCUCACGCAGCCUUCUCACCAAGCGAUGAGGACGAUAUGAUGCUUCCACCGCACCGUUCUGGCGCGUUGCGCUCGCUUUAUCCCCUAUCUUCCCAGUUGGAAGAGUCUUUACAUCUGCAGAGCCAGUCUCAAACGAUGGCACCUGGCAGCGCUACGUCAAGCUCCGCUGGAGGGUUUGAGGGUGACAGGCCGGUCCUCCUUGCAGUCAGCACCAGUGCACAACCGAGUUCGGGCAGUGCUAGUAUCGGCUCACCUCAGCUUCCAUCGCCUGCUUCCCAGUCGGGAUCUGCAAGUUCGUCUGCUGGAAUGAAUGGAGGGGGUAGUGCAACCAGUGCGGGGAACGCUGUCGGUGCGGGCCCUAGGAAUGUCGUUGUCGACCAGAACCCACCUAUCAAUACAUUGUACGUGGGCAACCUUCCGACAGGGUCCGUUGGCAGUGGUUAUCCUGCUGGAUUUCUGGAGGAUAGCCUGAGGGAACUUUUCUCUCGGCGCCCGGGGUAUAGGAAGUUAUGCUUUAGACAAAAAAGCAACGGUCCAAUGUGCUUCGUUGAGUUCGACGAUGUGCAUUUUGCCACGAAAGCUCUCAAUGAACUGUAUGGUAAUACCCUCGGUAGCAUCGUCAAGAAUGGCGGUAUCCGCUUGUCAUACAGCAAGAACCCAUUGGGCGUACGCACACCAACUAGCGCUGGUACCGGUGCAUCCUUGGUUCAACAGCAACAAGGCAACGUUCACUCUGGUGUUGCAUCGCCCUUUCCCCCUGAGUCAUUCCAAGUUCGCCACCCAUUCGAUGUCGAUGCGUCUAUAGGGAUAAGGCGCGAUAGCUCGAACACCGCAUCUCUAUCCGGGGCGUAUGGCUACUCAAGAUCACCGCCCCCUCCACGGUUCUUCUCUCCACCUCCGUCAUCCACGAACUUCGGUAUGGCACCCGCGCCGCCUGUUAGCAAUGCGAACGCCUUCCCUCGUGGCUCGCAAGCCUUUGGGCUACCUUCACCUACUGGUGCACCUUCAACCUUUUCGCCAUUCGGUCUACCACCUUUGUCACCUCGUUCGCGCGCGAAUGGUCUCCCUCCAUCGCAUGCCUUGAUACCCGAUCAGAGCUCAGAAGGUUCCCUGGCUCAUGAUCACCCGCAGCAUUUCCCGCAUCGCGCUUUGUCGCCUUCAUCGACCACACUAGAGGCCGCUAGGGCCGGUUAA